CUCACCUGGCAGGUGGCUGCCCUUCUCACAAAGGAUGAAACCAAUCCCAGAGAGGUCGGGGCAGUUUCCCCGGGGCUGCACAGCUGGCAGGGGCGGAGCUGGGAUUCAGGUGGAACCCAGCCACCCUCUGAGGAAGUAGGUUUAGGACACCCAAAUCUCCAGAUGAGGAAAAGGCCAAAGAAGGGAAGGAGUUGCCUGAAGUCUAUCUGUAAGUGGCUGCCCCUGGCUGGAUUCAAACUCAGGUCACCCUCCCAGUGCAGCCUUAAGCUCAUCAGACCACGGCUCUCUAGGGGAAGCACCCUCCCUCUGCGCUGGCGCUCAGCGCCCAUUAGCUGGAGGGGAGCAGGUGAGGGACCUGGGUCUCCAUGAAUAAUUGAGGGUCUCAGGCAGGUGGCUGCCCAGCAGCUGUCACCCCAGCACGGGCGUGGAGGGGGCGGCGGUGAUGUCACCUCCUCCCCUGCGGGCCACGGGGACGGGUUAUAAGGAGCUGCCACGCCGUCCUGCGCAGCGCCAAGCACCCUGGUCCGGUCGCCCCACCAUGCAGAGCCGUGGGCCCGCCUCCGUGCUGUGGUUGCUGCCGCUGCCCCUGUUGCUGGCGCUGCUGCUGGGGGCAGCCACCACUGCUCCCUUGGCGCCAAGACCCUCCAGGGAAGAGCUGACCCGCUGUCUGGCAGAGGUGGUCACAGAAGUGCUGACGCUGGGCCAGGCCCAGAGAAGCCCCUGCACAGCUCUCUUCCACAGAGAGAUGUGUGAGACAGAGCCCUACGGCUGUGUGUCCACCAAAGAGAAGGGCCUACUGGUUGGGGAUUUCAAGCAGCAGGAGGCUGGGAAGAUGAGGGCCAGCCAGGAAGUGAGGGAUGAGGAAGAGGAGGCAGCGGAGAGGGCCCACAAGGCUGAGGGGCGGGAGCAGACCCUCCGCGAGCAGCUCCACAGCCGGCUCCGCCAGGAGGAGGAGGAAGAGGAGGAGGAGGAAGAGGAGGAGGAGGAAGAGGAGGAGGAGGAAGAGGAGGAGGAGAAGAGGAAGAAGAGGGGGCCCGUGGAACCCUUUGAAGGCCUGUGGAAGUGGCGCCUAGAGGGUGGAGGGGGCCCCCACAAGCGAGUGGCUGAGCAAGCCAGUGACGAGGAGACAGCCCAGUUUGAGGCCGAGGAGAAGGGGGUGCAGGUGCUGGGCGGGGGCCGCCAUCUGUGGCAGGGGGCCGAGGCAGGCGGAGGGGAGAGGCGCCAGGACUCGCCGCGCCACCACCGCCUCCACCAGCCAGAAGCCGAGUCCAAGCAGGAGGAGAAGGAAGAGGCUUCGGAGAGGGAGGAGCACGACCUGGAACGACUGGAGCACGUGAGAGAGGAGCUAAAGAAGGCGACGGAGAUUCUGGGGGAGGAGAUCGGGAGGGAGGGAUGACCCCCACCUCCUGUCCUCUUUCCUAAUACACCGUAUGGCUUAGGACUGUUGACCCCCCUAAAGCUCACCUAACACCCCACUCCAUUCCCCAGACUUCAGGAACGGGGGGACGGGUGGGCCACACAACCAAGCCCAAGGGGCCAAGUCUGAGCUGGGUAGACGGGCUGGGCUCCAGCUGGUUCAGGAAAGACCCGGCCACCCACUGCAACC
Messenger RNA from Hyaena hyaena (striped hyena), 1606 nucleotides. RefSeq names its product coiled-coil glutamate rich protein 2 (gene CCER2). The transcript has 5 exons. The record is from RefSeq and is a predicted model, not a curated record. NCBI's taxonomy places the organism in Eukaryota, Metazoa, Chordata, Mammalia, Carnivora, Hyaenidae. Bases 443 to 1396 code for a protein of 317 amino acids.